Lotus japonicus is the source of this 1318-nucleotide messenger RNA. RefSeq names its product fasciclin-like arabinogalactan protein 11. The record is from RefSeq and is a predicted model, not a curated record. The transcript has a single exon. The coding region runs from base 95 to 1075 and encodes 326 amino acids. NCBI's taxonomy places the organism in Eukaryota, Viridiplantae, Streptophyta, Magnoliopsida, Fabales, Fabaceae.
CUCUUCCAUCACAGCAACUCCAAGCAAAAACAGAGUAUCUCAAAACAGAGUGUCCAAAACAAAGUAUCCAAACCAUCUCAGAAAGUACAGAAAAAUGAAGAUGCAAAUUGAACAAUCUCUCAUUUCCACCAUUUCAAUUCUUCUCCUAGCACUUUCCUUCUACCCCGUCACCAUUUCAGCUCAACUUUCACCAAUUCAACCCCCAACCACAUCUUCAUCUCCUCCAGCACCACCCUUACCACAACCCUCUCCACCAACUCCAGCAACCGCUUCUCCACCGGUUACAGCAACAGCCCCAGCUCCGGGAUUCAACACCGUCCCACUAGUUCCCGUAACCCCCAGCGGUGCUCCCACACCCGCCGCCGCCGCAAUCCCAAAAGGCCCCACCAUAGACAUCCUCCAAAUCCUGAGAAAAGCCAAGAGAUUCUCUGUUCUGCUUCGCCUCUUGAAGACAACACAGCUCAUCAACCAGCUGAACUCGCAGCUCGUGACCUCAGGCUCAGGUGGGUUAACCCUGUUCGCACCAGAGGACAGUGCAUUCUCCAAACUGAAACCUGGGUUCCUCAACUCCCUCAGUGACAGACAGAAAGUUGAACUCUUACAGUUCCACACGCUCGCUUCCUUCAUCGCCAUCUCCAACUUCGACACGCUCACAAACCCUGUUCAGACCCAAGCCGGUGAUGACGCGAGGCUUCAGCUCAACGUGACCAGCAUCGGCGGCAGCAGUGUCAGCAUGGCCACCGGCGCCGUCAACGCCUCCAUUACCGGCACUGUCUACGCCGACAACAAGCUCGCCGUGUAUCAGGUGGACAAGGUUCUCCUCCCUCUUGACCUUGUGCUUCCCGCCAAGGCUCCGGCGUUGGCGCCGGAGCUAGCUAAGAAAGGCUUGCCUAAGGCCGGGAAAGCAAAUUCGACGACGGCGGCAGAUGAUAGUAGUGCCGCCGGGGAUGAUGGUGGUGCUGAUGGAAAGGAUUUACCUGCGGAAGUUUCUGCAGGUGGCAGUGUGAGGUUCUUUAUUUGGGUGAAUGUUGUUGUUGUUGUUGGAGUGGGUUUGCUUGGUGGAGUCAUGGUAUGAGGUGGAAGUGAAUUUGGAUUGAGGGAUCCCAUGAUUUUUUUGAUGUGCUUUCUUUUGCUGGUUUUCUGAGUGAUUUUGUGUAAUGUUUUGAGCUUCUAGUAUGUGUGAAUAGUGUAGGGGGGAAAAACAUGCAUGCUGCAUUCUGGGUUUCUUUUACUAUUGUCAUUGUUUUUCAUUUUGAUUUGGUAACUUAUUGUAUAUGUUCAUCCCAUUGCGCAAUUAAACGGUUGAGAUUAUUGAAAA